This is a messenger RNA of Ambispora leptoticha, 432 nucleotides long. NCBI's taxonomy places the organism in Eukaryota, Fungi, Glomeromycota, Glomeromycetes, Archaeosporales, Ambisporaceae. The record is from the annotation of a GenBank genome assembly.
AUGGACAGUAAUAAAUCUGUUGUCGAGGUUUCUAAUAACGGUAUUAAUGAUAACGAAUUUAUAAUGAGAAAAUCAACCACCUUAGCAGCAUCAUCUUCAGAUCGAGCCUCCUCAAUUGCUGAAUUUCAAACACCAUCUAAAAAACCGAGACAACGCACAAAUACACUUCGAAUUCUCAUUCAUGCUACAAUGCAAUUGCUCACAUCUCCUCCUUUAUCCCCUACUUUACCAAGCUCCCCAAAUGAAAGCAUAAACUCCACGGAUUCAGAACAAUCUUCUUAUAUCUCGUUCCCGGAGUAUGAUAUCUAUGACGAAAUUAACGAUAAUAUUCAAAAUGGAUCAAGAGGAGAAACCGAAUCUAUGGUGUUACAAAUGGAGGAAUUUGACGAGAUGCUGGUCAAUGGUGUGCGAGUUUUACGAUCAUCUAAUUAA